GUUCUGUUGCGUUGUUAGGUAUCAACCGCCAAAAUUAUGAUCGGCGAAAGGGAACCAGUCUGUUUUUAAGUGGUUAGUGGCGUCGUUAGCAAGUCGCAGUCCCCUACAAAUAGCCCCCUCCUCCUCCUCGUAACUUCCUUCCUUCUUCACGGAGCUACUGGGAAAGUAGAAGAUCAGAGUGUCAUUCAAUGGACGCGAUCGUGGUUGUUUCCGAGAGCAAGAACGCUGCUGCCGAACAAUUCAAGAAUGGCGUGCACGAGAAGUAUGACGCUGUUAAUGCAGGCAGUGAGAGCGAGACUGCCGCCUUUACUGCUGAGCCCCAGUCUUAUCACAGGAAGGAUCACCAAAUUCAUGUUUCCAGUAACAAGAAACCCCUCCUCUUUUACGUCAAUCUUGCCAAGAAAUUCCUAAACCAGUAUAAAGUCGUUGAGCUCUCUGCACUGGGCACGGCUAUUACAACGCUUAUAAUCAUCUCCGAGAAUUUGAAACGUAAUGGUUUGGCUAUUCAGAAAAAUGUCACAAUAUCUACUGUUGCAUCUAAGGGAGACAAAACAGGUCGACUGUUUUACAAGGCUAAGAUUGAGAUUCUGUUGGUAAAAGCUGGACAAGUGGACCAAAGUACUGAUGCAACAACAUCUGAAAAAGAUGCCGACAAUAAGGCCAUAACAGAGUAGAGCCGGGGAGCUUCAUAUUCUUGUCUUUCACCGUUUAAAUCGUAUAAUAGAUAUACAACUAAGUAGCUGAUAAGGAAAUCACGAUUAGUGAUUCUUCCAUCCUAGUUAUGAAGAGAUACGGUAGACCUCUGCUUGGAGCACAUGAACUGUAUUCUAUCACCACAGUAAUCAGUACAUGAUCGUUUUGUUUGACCGUGUGGUUUUUGUGUCUUGAUCAGGGGCAAUUCAUUUCUGCUACUCCUUGUAAAUGUACUUUCCAGUUUCCAUUUUAUCCGUGUAUGAGGUGUCCCUUGUUUCUUAUAGAUACACUUUCUAGAUAACUGCCAAUACGAUGGAAUACAUUUUAUGAGGAUUGGACCCUUCA
Messenger RNA from Prosopis cineraria, 1038 nucleotides. RefSeq lists its product as uncharacterized. The record is from RefSeq and is a predicted model, not a curated record. Gene Ontology annotation, cellular component: nucleus. The transcript has 5 exons. Lineage: Eukaryota; Viridiplantae; Streptophyta; Magnoliopsida; Fabales; Fabaceae. The coding region runs from base 189 to 674 and encodes 161 amino acids. Gene Ontology annotation, molecular function: RNA binding.